This is a messenger RNA of Marchantia polymorpha subsp. ruderalis, 2645 nucleotides long. The record is from the annotation of a GenBank genome assembly. Lineage: Eukaryota; Viridiplantae; Streptophyta; Marchantiopsida; Marchantiales; Marchantiaceae.
UCCAUUAAGGCGUGCAUGGGAACGAGCGAGGUACGGUCGAUCGUUCUUCGCUGAUGGGCCGCUGGAAUAUCUACGUCCAGAGCCCAGACAUUUCGCAGAAGAAUGUCGCGGCCUGACGAUCGUAGAUCCAUACGAGGCCCUCGAAUGUAGUUCGUGUAGCGACUCGUAUCCGGUCGCGUUGAUGUCUCCUUGUGCCUGCCCAGUCCUCUAGAAUCCUUUCGCGUCGUGGAUAGAGUCGCUCGAGCGGCAGUCAUCGAGGAAUUCGAGCGUGCUGCUCUCUCAGGAAGGGAUAUCUUAUCGAGCACCCGGCGGGCGGGAUUGGGAUCGGUCCGAGGAGCAUUGUGCGGAAGAUGGCAGGAGGGACAGGGUCCGGGGUCAAGAAAAGAAGGCUGAAGAAAAGAGGAUGGACGGAUCCGAAUGCCGCACUGGAGCUGAGGGAUGCGGGCCUCAAGUGCGCCCGCAGCGUGUUCAAGUGCCAGCGAGAGGUCUCGUUAUCGAAAGGCAGUAUCGCCGACGCCCCGUCGAAGGGCCAGCACAACAUUUUGAGGCUGAAGAAGUUGGGGCUGAUCAAGUUCCUGCAGGACGCCUGGCAAUGGCAGCAAGGCGACUACUGCGAGGACUUCGCCAGGAACUACGACCCCGCCAUGAAGAGAACGGAGGUUCGCGGCGGCAUCGUGGUGGAUCUGAGUCUGGAAGGCUUCGUGCGGUUGACGGGCUUGAGCGAGGGCGAUGUGGUGGCGCCGAUAGAUGCUCACCUGAAGAACUUCUCAUAGGCAGGAGUGAAGGUCAGCUGGGGCAGAGUGUUGUACACCGUCUUCAUCAACGAGGUCAAUCGCAUGCACAGCCUUCUGUCGAUGAACAAGAAGACCACCACUUGCGCCGGACCGCUCAUGUGCUACCUGACGGCUCGAAGCGCAUGCGAGCAACAGAUUGCGCUCGCCAUCCCGCCCCCGGCCGCAUUCGACGAGAGUGAGCCCGAGUCCGACCGAGGCGCAGGGCCGAGGAGGAGGAGGAGGAAGCGCCGGAAGCGGCGUGCUUCGGAGCACUACACUUCCGACGAGGACGAGGGCGAGGACGGCGACGGCGACGAGGACGAGGACGAGGACGAGGAGGGCGGAGUCGAGGAGGACCACUGCGGCAGCGAUGGCGACGCGGGUCGCAAGAAGGCGUCGACGGAAAGCGCUCAGCCGCGGACGCCGUUGCGUCCGCCGUGGCACAGAAGCGCUUUGCAUCCGAAGGCGGCCAGGGCGUCUCCUCCCGCUCCCGCCCCCGCCCCCGCACGGGCGACGCCGCCGGGGCGUAGCGGGAGAUCGGCGGACAAGGUGUCGACUCCACCGGCAGACGUCUCGCGCGUCAAGCUCUUCCGGUCGGCGAUGACGGAGAAGAGAGCGGACCUGCACAAGAAACUGAACGACCUUCUGAAGGACUCGUUGGAGCAGGACGAUGUUUACACGGAGAUGUUGGGCGAAUGGGAGGUCACGCUGAAGGAGCUGGAGGCUUGGCGGGCGGUCGGGCUCGCUUCCGGCGCCGCAAACCCGGCGGACCUGCAGGCCAGCCUUUCGCAGCCCGCAUGCCGUGCGCAAGUGGAGGAGUUGCGGCGGUUCCAGCAGCUCGGCCAGGAGCUGCUGUGCGCGGGCGAUUUCGGCGAGAUGGCCGCGGCCCUCCGCCACCGCCUCAACUGCGAAGAGCAGGCCACCAAAUUGUACAAAGAGGAGCAGCAGUACGCAGCGCAGUGCCUGAAGGCGCAGCUGCACGCCGAGAGCGUGGCCGAGGCUGCCACCCUCGAGAUCAAAGCUUUGCGAGCCGAGGUCCAAGAACUGAAAGCUCGAGGGUAUGGCAACGCCGUGACGGAGCAGUUUCCCAAAGAGCAGAUCGACAAGCUUCGAGCCCGGCUGGAAGAAGCUAUUCUCCAGAAAGAGGUUCUCGUAGCCGAGCGAGACAAGCUUCUCGAGGACUUGAGAGUCCCUCGGCCGUUGUCCAUGGUUUCCCAUCCCCGGGCGUUUGUGGUCUCCCCUACCUUAUUGCUCCCCUCCAAUUUCCGGGUCAAAGAAGAAUAUAUUCAGACUCGUCAUUCCGCUUGAGCGCGCCAACGAGCAGCGUGUGGCAGCUAUUUUUGCCUCCAGAGCUGUUGCUUUGGAUGUUGUGCAGUCGCUGCCAUAUCGUCCAUUUUAUUGUUGUGAACUGCCGGGUUAGGGCGAAUUUUCUGCUUUUUGACAAUCAUGUUAGAAUUUAAGAUUUCGGCAUUGAUAAUAGUGGUGUUCUAUCAGAGAAACAAGCGUCAAUCGUCGAUGUUAUGUCCUACAUCGCGUCGUAUGAACUGUACAGUCAGUCAUUCAGUCAACUGUGGUCAUGGUCGGCACCCUUGUGUGAUAUUCUAAAUUCUCUCGAGAUUUUCCCGGAACUUACCGAGUAAAAGCAAAUAAGUCAAGGCUGUAAUCUUCACGCUGUUCAUGUACAUGGCAACUGAUCCAGCUGGUAUUGAAAGUUUGAGAAAUGUUGUCCACUUUCGCAUGUUCGCAUUCAUUUUGCUACCUCGAGGACUAAGAGACUCAACUUUUUCUCGGUGAAGUGGGAAAUAAGAUCACGAAGCAAGUAGUAGCUACGCAACGCAAAAUAGGCGUGUAAGUUCUACUGGUUUCAUAUUA